ACACACUGCAUCAACAACCCUUGUCACUCACUAACCCACUAGCCGACACAUUUUACUAUAUAAUCAGUUUUAUACACAUAGCCAGUAUUACACACACUUACUUCAAGAUCUGAAAAAAGAAAAAAAAAAUCAAGAAUGGAGUAUGAUGGAAUUCUUUUGGGCAUGGGAAAUCCAUUACUUGACAUCUCAGCUGUUGUAGAUCAAGAUUUCUUGAACAAGUAUGAUAUCAAGCCAAACAAUGCAAUUCUUGCUGAGGAAAAGCACUUGCCUAUGUAUGAUGAAAUGUCAGCCAAGCCCACUGUUGAAUACAUUGCUGGAGGUGCAACACAAAACUCAAUCAGAGUGGCUCAGUGGAUGCUACCAUUUGCAGGCGCAACAAGUUACAUGGGCUCUGUUGGGAAGGACAAGUAUGGGGAGGAAAUGAAGAAAAAUGCCAAGGAUGCUGGCGUUAAUGUUCAUUACUACGAGGAUGAGACUGCUCCAACAGGGACUUGUGCUGUUUGUGUGCUAGAUGGCGAGAGGUCAUUGGUAGCCAACUUAUCAGCUGCAAACUGCUACAAGGUUGACCAUUUGAAAAAGCCAGAGAACUGGGCCUUGGUUGAGAAGGCCAAGUUUUACUACAUUGCUGGAUUCUUUCUCACCGUUUCCCCAGAAUCUAUUCAGCUUGUUGCUGAGCAUGCAGCUGCCAAUAACAAGAUCUUCUCAAUGAACCUUUCAGCGCCAUUCAUCUGCGAGUUCUUCAGAGAUCCUCAAGAGAAAGCCUUGCCGUAUAUGGACUUUGUAUUUGGAAAUGAGACAGAAGCAAGAACCUUCUCAAAAGUACAUGGCUGGGAGACUGAUAAUGUUGAAGAAAUAGCAUUGAAAAUCUCCCAAUGGCCAAAGGCAUCUGGAACACACAAGAGGAUUACCGUUAUCACACAGGGUGCUGAUCCCGUUGUUGUUGCUGAGGAUGGGAAGGUGAAGUUGUUCCCUGUUAUACCGUUGCCAAAAGAGAAACUUGUUGACACCAAUGGUGCUGGUGAUGCAUUUGUUGGAGGAUUCUUGUCACAAUUGGUUCAAGGAAAACCAAUUGCUGAUUGUGUAAGAGCAGGAUGUUACGCAUCAAACGUUAUCAUCCAGAGGUCGGGUUGCACAUACCCUGAGAAGCCAGAUUUUGCAUAAGAUAGUUCUUAUUUUUUUUCCAUUUCCAGUGUUAUGCCUAAUUGAGAGAACAAAAUUCGAAUUCUAUUUUCAAUUUGAUUGAGUAAUCCCAAAAUUUGGGCUUAUUGUUCCCAAAAUUUUGGCUUGUUGUAAGGAAUUUUGGUUGCCUUUAAAUAUCGUUUGAGAAUAACAUUCCAUUAGUAAAAUUAAAUUGUUUCCUGGGCAAA
Messenger RNA from Lycium ferocissimum, 1367 nucleotides. RefSeq names its product adenosine kinase 2. Gene Ontology annotation, biological process: purine ribonucleoside salvage. The record is from RefSeq and is a predicted model, not a curated record. Lineage: Eukaryota; Viridiplantae; Streptophyta; Magnoliopsida; Solanales; Solanaceae. Gene Ontology annotation, molecular function: adenosine kinase activity. Bases 136 to 1161 code for a protein of 341 amino acids. The transcript is spliced from 12 exons. Gene Ontology annotation, cellular component: cytosol; nucleus.